Lates calcarifer (barramundi perch) is the source of this 6489-nucleotide messenger RNA. RefSeq names its product pleckstrin and Sec7 domain containing 2 (gene psd2). Gene Ontology annotation, molecular function: protein binding; phospholipid binding; guanyl-nucleotide exchange factor activity. Bases 948 to 3635 code for a protein of 895 amino acids. Lineage: Eukaryota; Metazoa; Chordata; Actinopteri; Centropomidae. The record is from RefSeq and is a predicted model, not a curated record. Gene Ontology annotation, biological process: regulation of ARF protein signal transduction. The transcript has 15 exons.
AUCCCUCUGAGGACAUACUAGAACCCUCCCCAGGUGCUAUGAGGAUCCCUGGACCUCAGUCUGGGAACGAGAGCUUAGUCUGCAUGAGUUCCUCCGACAAAGUUAAAGUUUAAGUGAUUUUAAUGAUAUUCUGUACACAGCGCGCCGGGUAGUUAUAUCAUCAGUGGACAGAGAGGAGAAGGACUUAUGUCAACAUAACUGCCAGUGCUAAUCUUCACUGCAGGCUAUAGUGUCUGAUAUCAACAGGCCCUCGAGACACGUACCGCUCACGCCGCGCGCUAACCACGGGGGAGUGAUGGUGCUCCCGAGCAGCCGGAGGAGCGGAAUUACAAUUUCUCAGCUGCCAGUCAAACACACAGAGGCUCCACAGAGAGGAGGAGACGGGGAGGACGCCUCCGUUCAUCCAUCCAUUCAUCAAUCCGCUCAGUAAUCGCUCUCCGCCGCCUGGACCUCCCGCAUGCCCCUACCAGCCUGCGCGGAGGCGCGAGACUACACCACGAGCUUUCGGUCGGUCGGCGGCGGCGGCAGUGAGCAACGGUCGCACGCGCAUGCCGGUGAGAGGGGGGCAGCUGGGAAGGACGUUCAGCGUGGAGAGAAAAAAGAGCCCGUCUGUCAGUGUUAUUCCCCGGUGUGGAUGUAGAGACAGAAGGGGAGAGAGAGAGGACCACCGCCGCCGCUAAACUCUCCUUUUCAGCCUCUGACUGAGCGCAUUUUACUGAGGGUCCUCCCCGGUUGCUGAUCUGAAAAUCUGCCCCUCAUCUCCAGCCGGAGUGGACGGCUGCCCCCCUCAGUGAGGAGCACCAUGACCCAGGAGGGGCAGGCUCUGCCCUCUCCCACCCCACCAGAGAACCCAGUGGAGCCAAAUACAACCACCACAGCCACCACUGACCUGCCCAGUGAGACCCACGACCAGGUGGAGCAGGAUAAGUUGGGGGCCGGGGCGACGGAUGAGACAGAAGAGGGGAAACAACAAGAAGAGAUCAGAAAGGCAGACGAGGAAGGCACAGGGGGAGACACAUGGGGAGGGAGAGGGGACGGCAGAGGUAAAAGAUACGAAAGGAGAGAGUGAGUUCAAAGAGGAGAAGGUAGAUGGCAGUGGAGAUGGAGAACAGACAGAUGGAGGGGCGGAGGGAGGGGUGGAAGGCACAAGAGGGGAAAGAUGUAUAAAUGUGGAGGUAAGCUCAAUGGGGGAGGAGGCAACACAUGAGGUAGAGGAGAUGAAAAAGGAAGAGGAGGGGAAGGAAAAUGAAGAAAUGCAACCGUCUACAGAGGAGGCAACUCACCCUCAACAAGCUGGGCGACUGGCAAAUGGUAUAGGUGGGAAUGAAGAUGAGGAUGAAGCUGGCGAGGAGGACGAGGGAGGAGACGGAGGGACCACUCAUACGCACUUGGACGCUUUCAGCUCUAACUUUGAGACGACUGUAGAACAGGCCGACACAGAAGUGGAGGAAGAAGAGGAAGAGGUCCAGAAAGAGGGAGAUGGAAGAGAAAACCAGGACAGUUUCAGCUCAGCAUUCGAGCAGAUUGUUGAGCAGGUGGAUGUUCAGGAAGAAGAGGAGGAGGAAGAGGAGAGGGAGUUGGAGGAGGAGAGGGAGAAAGGUAGGGUGGACAACAAAGACGGCUUCAGCUCCACUUUCGAGCGCAUCGUAGAGUCUGCCUUGCUGAGGGGCGGGACCUGCUACAGCAGCCUGGACUCUCUGGAUGUGCUGUCGCUCACAGAUGAGACGGACAGCUGUGUCAGCUUCGAGGCACCACUGACGCCGCUCAUCCAACAGAGGGCGCUGUUACAGGGUCCUGAGCCUCUGGAGCUGGAGCUGGCAACUGUUCAAGAGCAAGAAGGGGCUGAGGCUGGACCAGAUGCCCCAGGUGGUGAUCUGAAAGCUGGGGACUGUGCUGUCCGUGGAGCCGGAGCUGUGGCUGGAGCAGGAGGAAGCCCGCUGAGGACCACCAUACCAGGGAGCAGGUCAGAGUUUGUGCUGAGCCAGCCUGGACGCUGGGCCAUCCCUAAUGGAUACCAUGCAGACUUGCAGGGAGCCAUGGAGGGCUGUGGAGCCAUGAUCAACUCUGUCAGCGAUGCCAACCUCACAGACGUGCUGUCUGACUCAGAAGAGUGUGAUUUGGGCAGUCUGGAGCGUUUGGAGCGCGGCAGCACUGACACUCUGGCCAAUGGCUGCAGAGCCGACUGUGAAGCCGCCAAGAGGCUGGCCAAGCGCCUCUAUCACCUCGAGGGCUUCAAACGCUGUGAUGUGGCCAGACACCUGGGCAAGAAUAAUGAGUUCAGCCAGUUGGUGGCAUCAGAGUACCUGAGUUUCUUUGAUUUCUCCGGCCUGUCGCUGGAUCGAGCCCUGAGGAACUUCUUGAAGGCUUUUCCACUGAUGGGAGAGACCCAGGAGAGAGAGAGGGUGCUGGUGCAUUUCUCCAGACGCUUCUGCCACUGCAACCCACAGACACCCACCUCUGAAGGUCAGAGCCAUGAGGGUGAUGAGGGUCAUGAUAAAGAUGAUGGAGCCCACACAUUAACCUGUGCUCUCAUGCUGCUUAACACCGAUCUACACGGACAUAACAUUGGGAAGAAGAUGUCUUGCCAACAGUUCAUCAGUAAUCUAGAUGGCCUCAACAAUGGAAAAGACUUUCCCAAAGACUUAUUAAAGGUCUUGUAUAACUCAAUCAAGAAUGAGAAGCUGGAGUGGGCAGUUGAGGAGGAGGAGCUGAGGAAGAGUCUGUCAGAGCUGGUGGAGGAGCAGUGUGAGGGCGGGAGUAAACGUGUUGCCAGGGUAACCGAUGGCAGUAACCCUUUCAUCGCAAUUCCUAUUCUCUUAAAUGCUGUCACCUAUAAACAUGGGGUGCUGACCCGCAAGAGCCACGCUGACAUGGAUGGAAAACGCACCCCAAGGGGUCGACGUGGUUGGAAGAAGUUCUAUGCGGUUCUGAAGGGGAUGAUCUUGUAUCUCCAGAAGGAUGAGUACAAACCUGACGCUGACAUUUCAGAGGUGGACCUGAAGAACGCAGUGCGGAUACAUCACGCUUUAGCCACUCGUGCCACCGACUACAGCAAGAGAGCCAACGUACUGAAGCUGAAAACCUCAGACUGGAGAGUGUAUCUGCUGCAGGCCCCGAGUGAGGAGGAAAUGAUGUCUUGGAUCUUCCGGAUAAACCUGGUGGCGGCGCUGUUCUCAGCUCCAGCCUUCCCUGCUGCCAUCGGCUCCAUGAAGAAAUUCUGUCGGCCCAUCCUGCCGUCCUCAUCCACUAGACUCAACCAGGAGGAGCAGCUGCUGAGUCACGAGAGCAAGCUGAAGCAGAUGAGCCUGGAGCUGGAGGAGCAUCGGAAAAACCCGCCCUCAGUUGACCCCAAAAGCCGCGAGUGGGAGGAGUACCGGCUCAAAGAGCACUACCUCACGUACGAGAAGACUCGGUAUGAGACGUACAUCAGCCUCCUCCAGGCCAAAAUCCGCGCUGAGACGGAUGACCUUGAGAAGAUCGAGGCGAGCGUGAUGGGUGGCCUGAUCAUGGAGGGUGGUCUGGCUGGCCGCGAGUGCCACCUCCGCAAGACGCAGUCCUCCCCGUCCAUCAGCCAGGUUCACGGCGGGCUGAACGGGAGGGCCGCUGAACGCACUGCCCCGGGACAGAGGAGCUGAGGGGGAGGGAGGAGGACCAGAGACCACAGCCCACAAAGCAACAUCCCUCCAAGCCAAACUAGCUUAAUCCUCCAACUCCUUACUGGGUUUUUUGUUAGUGUUUUGUGUUUUGGGCUCAUCCUUCGUCCUGUUGUGCUUACAGUAAGAGAGUGGGCAGCAGCAGGAGAAAUGUCCGUCACUAUCCUUCCCAGAAUUUAUCAACCCUGGUGAUAAGUUUCUGUCCUUGAGCAAUAGAUGAAGAAGAUGAAGCGCCCGCCCUUGAAACCCAACAAGUGACCCUGCCAAACCUCAGUUCUUUGAACUUUUAUUAUUGCACAUUAAAAUGAUCAUAACUGUGAUCACUAUUUAUAACAACAUCAUCAGUAUUAUUUUGAAAACUCAGAGCGAUGCAGUCGUCUUUAGUUGAAACGUGUUUUUAGUUACGAGCAGAAGUUUGAGUAAUUUAUAAUGUAUUAGUUUAAGGCCAGAAAGAGAACAAAGAAAGAGACACAGACUGCUUUGCCUCUGUCCUCCCUGACCUGUCCUCGUCACACAGUGACUCAGAUGGACAGGGUGGAGAUGGUACUACUGUAGCAUUUUGGCCUUUUUUUUUUUUUUUCUCCACUCAUGUUAACACACCCAGCCACUCACAGGCGUGUGCAUGGACCUACAGUAUGGGUGGAGUGUGGUGUGUGAAGAUACAACAUAUCUGUCCUGGAGUUACAAAAACUCUCAAAAGAACUUCUCAGAAUGAUCAAGUCCCUGCCAUGUAUAGCAUAUUUAUUUAUUUAUUUAAUUAUCCUUUAUUCGCUCUAGGGAGGGUUUACACAGAGUGGACAUGCUCUUCAGCAACUUCCUUCUUGACAUUCAUAAUAGUUACGUAUAUUCUCAUGCAUUAAGGAGCUGCCAAGUGGAACCGUGGUUUUAACUGUUCACUGAGCUGCUCCACCAGAGGAACUGGAGGUUGAGUGCCUUACUCAAGGGCACCUCAACACUAGCUGUUGAGGGAUUUUGAGAGUGUUACACACUCGCUUGUCAGAGAGAUCACAAGUCUGCUUCUGUGAAUUUUGAGCUGCCGCUACCCCAAAUACUGACAUGUAUUCAAUUAUUCUGUUUGUUUCUAACAACGUUACAAAAAAAAAAGGAUAACAGUAUGUGACUGAAUGAAAGCACUGUGCCAUUUAUCCCACAAACUACUCUUCUCAAGUCAUGACAGAGUGCACUGAGCUGACAGAGCUGAUACGUAACAAUAUAUGGUUGGGUGUGAGGUUUCUGAAGAUUGAAAUGAAGGGCAGAGCAGGAAAGUGUGGGUGGGAGGUUUACAGUAUGAGUGGGUCUGCUGGUAUGUGUGUGUGCAUAUGCAUUUGUGUGUGUGUGCAUGUGUGUCUGUGUGUGCGCACAACGGCAUGCUUUUUAAAGUGGUUCCAGUUGAGAUGUUAAAGCUGUAGGCAACAGGAAGAAGUAAAUAUAGCAGGGUCAUGUCUUUGUAUGAAGAAUUUAUCGAGCAUGUUUGGUGAGAAACAGUCCAGACGCCUUCUGCUGAAUAAGACUGCCAUCACAAUCAGGCUUGUAUCUCUUAAAAGCAUCUGCAGCACAAAGGCAGCCAUCAUCGUUGUGAAAAAAAGCUGAACAUUCACCUCUUAAAACAGAAAAUGAACUGAUCCCUGAUCUCAUUUUCAACAUGUUACAUGGACCUAUUAUAGCUCAUCUGGACUCGUAUUGGGCAUUUACCAGUACUGGUGUAUUCCUUCCACUGCAGUCAUUCCUAUCAGAUGGAGAUGUUUUUGGGAAAGCAGGCCGUGGUCUAUAGACAGAGACUGGCUGAUUGGAAAGUAGCAGCAGGACUGCUCAGGCUUAGCAAACUAAAGUCAAGAAACCUGUCAGCAUACUGGAAAGGAGAGGGUGGAACAGCAGCAAAACAACUCCACCAGCAGAGUAGCCAUCAAAACACCCUCUACAUGGGUGAGGAGGAGGAGAGACUUGUUUUCUAAGAAGAAACUGGUUUAGUUUUCUAAGUAAGACCAUCACUAGCCAGCCAAGAACAGGCAACACGGACAUCCAGCACACAUUUUUCCAAACAGGAACACAAUAUAUUAAGCCUGUUUCUCAUGGAAGGAGGACUUGAGUAAUGUUCUGAGGAAGUGGGGAUGAGGUGGGGUGGUGGUACUGCUAUUUGUGAGCACCUUAAUUGAUCCUUACCCACCCAAACACACACACUCAUGCACACACACAACUUUCCUCUUUCUACAUAGUUUGCUUAUGACACAACUGUAGAUCAGUGAGCUUAGUGCCCCCUCACUCAGCCUCAAUGUGGCACAGAAGCAUGUUGACAUAACCGGAGCUGUGGAUCGACAGUAAGAAUAAUCAUAUCUUUGGCUCUGGACACAACGCUUCUGCUGCUUCCUACGUCAUGUUAAUAGUUAUUCAGGGGAUCUGAGAUCCUUUUGAGACUUGGCUGGAAACCUGGAAUCACAGCUGGAAUCCUGGAACCGGAUCCUUGUACAGACCAAAAUGCUGAAACAGAGCUGAGUUUUGAAAGAGGAAGUACCAUUUUAUACAGCUGUAUUGAUAGGAUAAAACUGCUUUCUUACAGGGAGACUUCCCCUUAUAGUCACUUUGGCUGUUGUGCUAACCAUUGUUUCCCAAUGUUCUAGGGUAGGCCUGUGCUGUAAUAUAGGAUUGUGACAAAAAAAAUAUUUGUUGAUUGUUAUGUUUUAUUUAAAAAAAUGACUUCGGCACUUUGAUGUCAGCAAUGGAUCUUUUCGUUUGUUUUGUUUGUAUAUCUGAACUGUUUUUUUGACAGGAUGCUCAAACUAUGUAAAGGACAUAUUUACUGAAUAUUUAGUCUGUGCUUCAUAAAGUAAGCUUUUAUACA